CUGCGCGAGGAACGUCAGUCCUGCAGCGACAUGUCACGCGCAUCCUGUCCUUUCUAGCAUCUUUCGCAUCUCUCUUCGAAGGGAGAACGCGCACGCGGACAGAAACGCACUUUUGAAGUUGUUUGACGUUUUGCCUUCUGCAGCGUGCCCAAGCGGAUACGUGGACAUGCUAGUGUGCGCUCGCGUAAUUCCGCGCGCGUACGUCUUACCUUGUGCCAGUUCUGUCCAAGACCGGUUGCGAUAAAUACUUCUCCAUCAAAGACUUUUUGUCAUCGCUUGCUCCAAAUGUUUUCACCUGACAGCAACUGCGACGUGCUGAUGCGCAGUGGUGUUGCCCGUGUAGCCAGCAUCCGGACGGCGAUUUAAAAUUACCCACGUGCACUGGCUUUAUUUACAUCUCUGUGAUCGCGCUGAGGUGGAAGAGAGUGGAGAUGACCGACAACUGAAGCUUCAGAGGUUUUGUCACUUUCUCAUCCAUGAGAAGACUUUUUUCCCCUUUUUUGUUUGUUUUUUUUCGCGCUAUUUUUUUUUUUUUGGACAGUCACAGUUUUCUGUCCUGACCGCACGCGCAUUUAGAAGUGGCGUCGCCGUCUGAGUGUUCACGAAGACUCACUCGGAGGGCGCUCGGAGUAACCUUCAGCGCGACGACCCUUUUUUACUUGUGAGUGUGUGUGUGUGUGAGAGAGAUACUCAGGUUCUCAGGGUGUGGACGGCGCAGCAGUAACUGUGGGAGCACAUCCAAAGACAAUGGUCCAUUGCGCGGGGUGCGAGAGACCCAUCCUGGACAGGUUCCUCCUCAAUGUUCUGGACAGAGCGUGGCACAUUAAGUGCGUGCAGUGCUGCGAGUGUAAAUGUAACCUGACUGAGAAAUGCUUCUCGCGCGAAGGAAAACUAUACUGCAAAAACGACUUCUUUAGGCGGUUCGGAACGAAGUGCGCGGGCUGUGCUCAGGGGAUCUCGCCCAACGACUUGGUCCGGCGCGCGCGAAGUAAAGUGUUCCACCUGAACUGCUUCACGUGCAUGAUGUGUAACAAACAGCUCUCCACGGGGGAGGAAUUGUACAUUAUAGACGAAAACAAAUUCGUGUGCAAAGACGAUUAUUUAAGCAACACCAACGUAAAAGACACUAAUCUUCUCUCGGUAACAGCUUGCAGCGAUCCCAGUUUAUCGCCAGACUCUCAAGACCCACUUCAGGAUGAUGUGAAGGAUUCGGAAAUCGCGACCUUAUCGGACAAAGAAACGGUGAACAAUGAAAACGACGAUCAGAAUCUGGGAGGCAAACGUCGCGGCCCGCGCACCACGAUCAAAGCAAAACAGCUCGAGACGCUCAAAGCGGCGUUCGCGGCUACCCCCAAACCCACGCGCCACAUCAGGGAGCAACUCGCGCAGGAAACUGGGCUCAACAUGCGAGUCAUUCAGGUAUGGUUCCAGAACCGGCGGUCCAAAGAGCGGCGCAUGAAGCAGCUGAGCGCCCUCGGCGCGAGGAGACACGCUUUUUUUCGUAGCCCGAGAAGAAUGCGCACGCUGGUGGACCGGCUGGAACCGGGAGAGCUCAUCCCAAACGGCCCGUUCUCGUACUAUGGAGAUUAUCAGAGUGAGUACUACGGACCAGGAGGGAACUAUGAGUUCUACCCCCAGGGCCCACCUUCCUCACAGGCUCAGACCCCAGUGGAUCUUCCGUUUGUCCCCUCCUCGGGACCCACGGGCACCCCCCUAGGGGGCAUGGAGCACCCCAUCCCUGGACACCACCCGUCCAGCGAGGUGCAGCGCUUCUCGGACAUCAUGUCUCACCACCCGGGGGACUCGCCGAGCCCGGAGCCGGGGAUUCCUGGGCCCCUCCACAGCAUGUCCUCUGACGUGUUCGGCCCGAGUCCCUCCUUUACCUCACUGUCCCUCAACGGAAGCGGGUACAGCAACCACCUCUCCCACCCCCCGUCGGAAAUGAACGAAGCCACAGUCUGGUAGCUCCCGAAGGCGGAGGCUUCUCCGCAGACUGUUUGGGGGCGGCACGCGGGUGGUGGGGGGGACACUCUCACUGGUCACAUCUUUUUUUUUUUGCCGUUUCUAUUUACUGUUUUUGACAUUUCGGGGGUUUUGUUCGUUGGUUUUUUUGACUUAUGAUUUUUGUGGCGAGAGCAGCAGAGGACUCCGUGGCGACUGCAGACACUUUCCCAUGAUAUUGUGUUGCUGUUAGAUUGCGUUUCCCUCGAACCCGAUCACAAACCAGACUGAUGGCUACCCUUGACCCGAAACCUCUACGGCUGGUUCUGGGAGCGCCCCCACCCCAACCCUUCCACACACCACUGACUUAACCCUCACUCUCCAAACCACGAUCGCAAAAUAUUAGCAGCAGUAGCUACUGUCAAAGACUUUAGCUUUACGGAGAAACACCCACGGCGACACACCUAACACUUCCCUGUGACUGGGACUCCAGGAAAGAUCUGAGCCGUCAGACUCAUUUAUUUGAAAGUUCCUCAGACCUCUUUGCCUGUCAAGGCUCUGCCAUAUUGACACUUAAACAACCUUAUUGACACUAAAUGUGUUUCCGGAUCCCGGGGGUAAAAGGCUCUUUUUUUCUCUCUGUCUGGACAUAUCCUUUUGUUUUUCCGAAAAUUUCACCAAAUCUGAAGUUGGCCUUCAAAAGGCCAAACGGUAAAUGUUUUAUGGAUUGUGAACCCUUUAUUUAAUGGAAGAGAACUUGAAAUGUUGUUAAAUGAAGUCUACCUUCUAAAAAUAUUUUAACGAGGGUCUGAAAGGGACUUAGAACAGUCAACUGUUUACGUAAAAUAUUUAAUUCAGGAGUUUAAAAGUAUCAAACCAUGUUUAGAACCUCCAGAUGAAAAAUGUUCCAAGCAACCAACCAAACUUUUGUAUUGACUUUAUUUAUAUUGUAUCAAGAAAAAAAAAAAAACAAGUUUGCUGGGGUUGUGGUUCACUGUGCUAGUUUGUACAAGAUGUUGUUUACAAAAAAAAUUUAAAAGGAAAAAAAAACACAAGUAGACAGUUGCCAAAUAAAAACAUAGCACAAAUACUGUACAAGUGCUUUGCGCCAUCAUCUGCAGAAUGUGUUGAAACAAAGUGUAAGUGUUAAAAAAACAAGAAGUAUUUACUUCUUAAUUUUUUAGUCUGCUGAAAAAAAGCAUUCAUAAAUUGUUAAUAUAACAUACUUAGACCUACAAGUUUUAUUUUUGUGUCUUUAAAGGAAAAUCCAAACUAUUAAAAUCGAUGGUCAAAUUGUGCAGCAGGCAGGAAGCUGCUCACUUCUUUAAAUAUCAACUUCUCAUGGUUUGUCUUUUAUUGUUUAAUAAACCUAAGCUUACGUGACCUCCAGUGCAUAUUAGACCAUUCACUGUAUAAAUACAACAUGUUGAACUAAUU
Molecule: messenger RNA, 3378 nt
Organism: Electrophorus electricus (electric eel)
Lineage: Eukaryota; Metazoa; Chordata; Actinopteri; Gymnotiformes; Gymnotidae
Gene: lhx1a
Product: LIM homeobox 1a
Biological process (GO): regulation of transcription by RNA polymerase II; neuron differentiation
Cellular component (GO): nucleus
Molecular function (GO): RNA polymerase II transcription regulatory region sequence-specific DNA binding; DNA-binding transcription factor activity, RNA polymerase II-specific; zinc ion binding
Source: RefSeq, a predicted model, not a curated record